This is a messenger RNA of Cylindrotheca closterium, 3576 nucleotides long. The record is from the annotation of a GenBank genome assembly. NCBI's taxonomy places the organism in Eukaryota, Bacillariophyta, Bacillariophyceae, Bacillariales, Bacillariaceae.
AUGCAAACUGAAGAGAACAACAAAGAGGAGACUGCCAUGUCCAUUCCUCGACCGUUUGCAGUUUCCACUGGAAGAGUCGUUCGUCUACAUUUUACUUGCCGUGCUGAGCUUCCCAUCGGUUCGCUAUUGAGAGUGACGGGGUCGUCUCUUUGGGCUCCUCCAGCCAUGGGGACUCCUUCCGAUCCAAUGAAUGCUCAUCACAUUGCACAAGAAGAACAACGAGAAGCCUUCCCGACCGGUGGCGGAGGCGGAGAUGCUGUUGAUGAAAGUUUGGAAUAUUGGUUUCGACAUCCAACCAGCCUUUAUACCAGUAGUGUGGAAAUGGUUACCACUCCUGAGACUUAUCCGGAAUGGAAGACGGCCAAGCCUGUGGUAGUGGUUUUGCACCCAACUUCUGGGGCAUUGCAACAUCAUUAUUAUCGUUAUCUUGUAGUGACACCUGGAGCCAAUGCUGUUAAUGAUAGCAAUGGAGAGGAGAAAGAGGAUGCCAUGGAUGUGGCUACGGGUAAUGAAAUGUCCUCGGUGGCCGCUUCCGUCAUGAUGUGGGAACAACCCUACCCACAAGUACCUGGUCCGGUCGCCUCGUCAGUUAGCCUUGGAACUUCCAAGUCUGGGUCCGUGGCAGCGAACCAAGAUUCUCCAGCGAAUACAAUCCAACAAUUGGCUUCUCUGCCAUACCGAACCUUGAAUAUUAAUGUCGAAACGGCCCAAGUGGUUUACAACUUUGGUGGUGAUGCUUCUGACCCCAAUGAACGUAUAGAUACUUGGAACAACCCCGAAGACUUGACCUUUCAGGCCUACCAAAUUCGAGAAAGCAUGAGUCAGUCGGAAAAAGAAAAGAAUCGGCGUUCGCAGGAGAGCUCUCAAUCCAGUUUGAGCAGUGGCCUUGGCAUGGACGAAAGCGGAAGCGGUGUUUUGUCCAAGAAAACAAUGGCCCCCAAGAUUCUAUUCAUUUGCUUUCACUUGCCCGUUGUCGUGGUAAAGAUCAAUGGGCAGUGGCAGGCAACUUGGUCUGAAUCCCUGCUGGCUCACAAGGAAGGUAGCAAGAUUGUGGCAGCCUAUCGGGCCCAUUGGAUCGGAACUGUCACACCGCACCCUCCAAUCAGCAAUGAGGAAGACCGAGAAGCAGUUCGCAAGGUAUUGGCUAAUCUUAAUUGCACGCCCAUCUUUUUAGAGGCAUCUGUACGACAGGCCCACUAUUAUGGAUUCUGCAAGCAAGUCUUGUGGCCAGCAUUUCACAACAUCGACCUCUUGGAUUUGAGUGGCUCAGAGGUUUCAUCGUCACAAGAUAACAUUGGUCAGCACGCGGCGGCAUCUGACUGGGAUCAAUCGAGAUUGGACCAUUGGUGGCAGGCUUACCAACAAGUCAACCGGGAUUUUGCCCAGGUAGUCAACACUUUGGUGGAUUCUGAUGCCUCAACCUAUCUCUGGAUACAUGAUUAUCACUUGAGUUUGCUGCCCCGAAUGUUGGACAGGGAACCAGCCAAAUCGUGUCGCAAGGUAUUCUUUUUGCAUAUUCCCUUUCCGACCUCACAAAUCUUUCGCGAGUUGGAAUGCGGUGAAGAAAUUCUCCGAGGAAUGCUCCACGCUGAUGUGGUGGGAUUUCAUGCAUUUGAUCAUGCUCGGCACUUUUUGAAUGCUUCGAAGCGUAUUUUGGGAUUAAACAAUGAAAGCAUCGAAGGAGGGUUGAUAGGAGUAAACUUUUUGGGACGAACCGUUUUGGUCAGCAUGUCCAACGUUAGCAUUGAACCCAGAAUGGUUGAUGUUGCGUUGGCGCUUCCAGUUGUACAACAGGGCUCUCAAGAACUUCGACAGAAGCAUGGCCAACGAUGCAUCAUUUGUGGUGUCGAAGUUGCGCAGCGGUUGAGUGGCACAUCCCUGAAGCUGCUGGCGUAUGAGCGUCUGCUGCAAGAUUAUCCCAGUUGGAGGUCCCGAGUAGUCAUGGUUCAGCGCAUUUUGAUUCCCGGAGGGCGCAAGAAAGACGAACAGAUUACUCUACAGGAGGUCCGUGCAAUUGUCCACCGCAUCCAAGAUAAAUUUGGUCUAGAUGUCAUUGAUUACAAGGAAGUUGCCGGGGCGACACUACCAAUGGAUCAACGACUCGCUCUGUGGAAAGCUUCGGAUAUUCUAAUGUUGACUCCGAUUCGCGAGGGGUUGAAUCACUGGCCAAUGGAAUUUGUCUACUGCAAAGAUUCCCAAAAUCCAGGAGUGGUCAUUUCGUCAGAAUUUACAGCCGUCUCUUCCAUCUUAAAUGGUGCGCUUCGGGUCAAUCCUUUUGAUAUUCAAAUGACCAUUACCACGAUUGACAAGGCCUUGAGUAUGGACUACGAAGAGAAAGAAGGUCGCCGUUAUCGGGAUUUGGAUUUUGUUUCUAACUGUCCCUCUGACAAGUGGGUUCGCAAUGUUUUGAGGGAUCUAAAUGAUGUGACUAAUUCAUCCUCUAGGGGAAAGUCAUCGACCAACACGUCUAGCAGUGCGACACCCACAACACCAUCCUGGACGCCUCGUCGCAACAAACAGGAGCAGUUGGAUGGCACUGCCGCAUUUUUGCUCAAGGAGAGUCAUGCGUCCUUUACGCAUCUCACCUCCAAAGUGUUAAAGCAGGCCUAUGAUGCUUCAAACCGACGUGUCAUUAUGCUGGACUUUAAUGGAACGAUUGUUCAAAAGGAACCUCCUGGCAAGUAUUUGAAGCGAGAGAUCUUGGGGACUUCUGGAAACAAGCCACCACCCAAGGUUAUCGACGCUCUCACGCUAUUGUGUAACGAUCCAAAGAAUACUGUCUAUGUUGUUUCGGGAGAUUCGGCCGAGAAUGUACUCAGUGCCCUCGGACACAUUCCUAAUCUUGGAUUGGCGGUAUCUAAUGGAGCUACGUUUAGUGCACCUAGCCCUAAUGUGAAUACACCUCGCCGAUGGCAAAAGUUCGAUUUGGGAGUUGAUUGGGAUGCAGUUAAAAGAGUGGCUCUUCCUGUCUUGUCCAAAUACACGGCUCGAUCAAAUGGCUCGUUUGUGAAACUCACCACAUUUUCGAUUGGUUGGUCGUAUUAUUCGUGUGAUCCCGAGUGGGGCUCUCUUCAAGCAUCCCAUUUGGUGUUGGAGCUGGAAUCUGAACUGAAGGCAUUUGACGUUCGAUUUGUUACCUUGAAGGGAAUCGUCGAAAUCGUGCCGCGAAAACUCAACAAGGGUCUCGUGGUCAAGAAGGUCCUACGGGAUAUUUCGAGAGAGUCGGUCGAUCAAGGAAUUGACUUUUGCAUGUGCUUGGGAGAUGAUAUUUCCGAUGAAAAGAUGUUCACGAGUGUCUUCUCUUUUAUUGCGGAAAUGGGUCAUGAGGAGUCGGCACACCCAGAUCCUCCUGUUAUUAAUGAAGACGGAUCCUUGGACACACCCCCGGACUGGAGCAUGCUGCAGACAAAGGUUUCAGAGCCGAUGUACUGCUACACAUGCGCUGUAGGUAAAAAGCCGUCGCAUGCUUCCAUGUAUAUGACGGAUGCCAAGGAGGUUGCCGAUGCUUUGGUGUUGCUGGUCAAUAGCGAGCAUACCUCUCGAUCAGAACCGAAGCAUGGUGGUUGGUUUUCAUAA